Cheilinus undulatus (humphead wrasse) is the source of this 1765-nucleotide messenger RNA. It is a transcript of the gene meox1, whose product is annotated as mesenchyme homeobox 1. The record is from RefSeq and is a predicted model, not a curated record. The transcript has 3 exons. Gene Ontology annotation, cellular component: nucleus. The coding region runs from base 385 to 1179 and encodes 264 amino acids. Gene Ontology annotation, molecular function: DNA-binding transcription factor activity, RNA polymerase II-specific; RNA polymerase II cis-regulatory region sequence-specific DNA binding. Gene Ontology annotation, biological process: positive regulation of transcription by RNA polymerase II. NCBI's taxonomy places the organism in Eukaryota, Metazoa, Chordata, Actinopteri, Labriformes, Labridae.
UCGCCUGUCAAGAAUGCCUUAGAAGAGUUGUGAAAACAGCCAGCCAAAGGAGGGGAGUCAUGCAGUUGUGGAUGAAGCUCUCCCGCCGAGCCACAAGCCAGUCAGAUCAGUGAGUGAGAGGAGAGGACAGCACGGCAGAGGGGAAAGUGUUAGGACCAGAGGCUCCGAAGGACGUCACAAUCGCUCCCAGAGAGAGAGGGAAGCUCGCUGUCACAGGAAGGCGUCUAUCCUCACACUGUGGAGCCUGCACAGAGACCAUGAUGAGCAUUUAGGCAGCUGAAGGGGAUUUUUCUCAGAUUUACAGCCCUGAUUAUCUCUAUCUGAGAUUCAAACUGCUCCACAAGGAAAAUACUUGCUAAAGACUUAAAUCAAGACUGCAUCAUUAUGGAUCAACCAGCCAGCAGCUGCAUGCGGAGCGCCCACCCCAGCAGCCCAAUCUGGGGCUGCAUGAGAAACCCUCACUCAGGCGUCCCAGGAGCCAACCUGCAGUCGCCCUACCAGCAGGCCUCUUUCUCCCUGCACCAGAAGCCCGAGUUCCUGGCCUACACAGACUUCACCAGCUCCUGCCUGGUGCCGCCUGCCCCCCACGCCGCCUACCCCCGAGAUGACAGACUGUACCAAGAGGGCCAGGGCUACCAGAGAGCCGACUGGCAGUUCAACCCAUGUGAGACGCGGGUGAGAGCGCCAGAGGCCUGCCCGCCUGUCGUGGUGCCCGUGGUAGUAGGUUCAAACGGAAGUGGAGGCCCAGACCUGGACAGUGUAGGGGGAGACAGGCUGCCAAGAGCGGCGUCCGGGUGCCUGGAGGGAGAGUACUCGCCACAGAGCGUGGCGUCGGCCGACUCGGACAAGAAGAGCUCCAGUAAGAGGAAGAGAGAUGUCACAGAUAUCCAGGAGUCCAGUUUUAAAGUGGAUUCCAGCUGCAAGGCGAGGAAAGAGCGCACAGCGUUCACCAAAGAGCAGCUGAGAGAGCUGGAAGCAGAGUUCACCCACCACAACUACCUGACCAGACUCCGCCGCUACGAGAUCGCCGUCAACCUGGACCUCACAGAGAGACAGGUGAAGGUGUGGUUUCAGAACAGGAGGAUGAAGUGGAAGAGAGUGAAGGGAGGACAGUCGUCUUCCCCUAACGACCUGGAGAACGACGACAUAGACUCGGCUGCCUCGCCCAGCUCUGAAUGAACAAAGUCUGUCUGCAUUACUAAAAGGAGAUGUGAACACAAAAGGACAACUUCUGAACCCUCACUUUUUAUUUGGAAAGCUGCAGGAAUCAAACAUAACUUCCAAGGGAGACUCACUGAACAUCUCCUUUGCUGUUGUAAAUAGUCGAUUUAUGUCCAGAAUGAACUGCAUUUUGAUACCCUAUUGAUAACUAAUCGCCACUCUUUAUUGUUUUUGUUUAAAUAUAAGAGAUGAGACGUGUGGUCAUUGUAGAUCAGUGACAGAGUCCAGGCAGCAGCUUAAAGGCCAGAGAUGACUUAUCAAACCAUGAUGUUAUGGUGUUUGAGUUCAUCCCCUUUGGUUCCAGUAAUAAAAUCUUGGCCUUUGACGCUUGACUUCAACCACCUGGGAAAACUCAAGACUGCACAAGUUUUGCCAAGCCAUAAGUGCCUCCCAAUCUUUUUUUUUUAUUUUGUCAAUUUCUUUUUUUCCUAGAAUAUAGUGUUUUUUCCUGUCAUGCAUUUUUCUAUUCUUUUAUACGUUUUGAAUGUUAUAGAUCAAACACAGAUGUUGCCUGUUUCUGCAAAACAAAUAAAUGAUCUACAAA